GUGGCAUGUUGUAUUGUAUGUAUAAGUAAUUACCGAAGUAAAUUAUGUCACCGAAAUAUGAGUGAAAUAUACCUUCAUGUUUUGAAUGGUCAGUCCUGAGAUUGGUGUGCCACUUGCCGUGCUAGCCAGGAGAGAUUCCCCGCGUCUCCUGCGCCAGCCGCUCAUUCAGGUAAGAAUGAAGGAGUAAAUCAAAGUUCUUGGAAAGCAUGAAUGUGCAUGAGGGAAAGUUUAGCCUUAAAGAGAUAUGACUUCAUGUGUCUGCCAGACAGAAAGCCCGCGCACCCGACCAGCCAACUGCCGCCCGGAAUAGUGUCAACAAUGGGCUGUCUCUAACCUAUCCAUACUUAGAGAUCUCAUAUCCAUGCUGGGCUCAAUUAAACUGCACAUAUAUACAUGUUGCUGUCGGGGGAUGGUCGGGAGCGGACCCCUGAUGAUGUUAGAACGCUGAUCCGCGACCUUCCGUGCGUCAUUUCUCCGCGUCUCACGACGGCGGAAAGUCCACUUCGGUUUUUGUGUGAAGCUCCAAAAAUCUAUGAAAUGUGUUUGCAUGUUCUCUUCGGCAAGCGGGGAUGUGGAGGUGGGAUAGCGAACAGCGAAAGGUUGGAGGAGCCCACGCGCUCGUUUUCGGACAAAGUGCGUUUUAACAACGUCUUGCGGUUCUGCCUCACUGGCGAGCUGGUUUCAGCGGAAUGCUCGAGACUCUUCCUAUGCGGGGAAUCAGUUCGGUUUGGUUCUUUCGCCUCUUUUUUUAAGCUGAAUCUCCGCAGCGGGAGCAAAGCCGGACCGCUCGGACGGAGCUGCCCUCCCCUUGCCUCGCCAGUGUGUUGGUAGGUGCGAGUGAAAGGGCCCGUGUUUGCUAAUAUGCAGAUGUAUUGAAGGGAGGGGGAAUCAUACUUUGUUGAGGACUGUUCAAAGUUGGAAUGACAUCUUCCCGACGACGAAGUUGAGUUGUUGAAAAAAUGAGAGAAUGGCCGAUUCUUUCUCCACCAAGACGGGCUCGCGCAUUCCGAGUGCUGUCACCAUAGCCACGCCGGUCGCAGGCGAGUGAGUGGAGACAAAAGGGAUUUUUGUUUUACUUUCAAAUGUGACGGCGAGUCCGGAGCCGUGGUUUACCGACACACAGUGAUGAGGAUCGGGGUGAGUCUGUAGGGGCUCUUGGCUGAUCACUCGUCUCUGCAGGUAUCACCCCCCCACCCCCACCCCCCCCCCUCCCUCCUCUGUUAUUGUCUCCAAAGAGGCUUCCAGCAGCUCCCUCUCUCCCUCCCUGUUCUUUUAUUUUUUCUGUUUCUUUCUUUUCUUUCUUUCUCUCUCUCUCUUUUUUUUUUUUUGGUUUCUCUCUCCCUCCCUGCCCCCCUCCUUCUCCUGCGCUGGACCAUGUCUGGCAGUGGGGGUUCAGCCCAGGGACCCCAGACCGCAGUGGACCUGCCCCAGAUGACUCCGUCCUCCCCGUCAUCGGUGGUGGAGCGCCGUAACCGCAGCGGCAUCAUCAGUGAGCCCCUCAGCAAAAGCUUGAAACGCUCGCGCACACUUACGUUAUCCUCCGCUAACAGCGCUAACGCUAACAGCCACAGUAGCCAGGCUGGCAAGCCAUCCGUGGACCCCAGCCAGGGCAGGCCGCCUGCGGGCAGCGUGAAACUGGACCGGGGGGCUCUUCUCUCAGGCCUGCUGGACUCUCCCAGUGGCCUGCACCUGGCACAGGCGGCCGAGCUGCUGAGGCGUGCUGGCAUGCUGAUGCCACUGGCGGGCACAGCUGACACCGCCAUGCCCCUGGGUGGAGUCACGGGCAUCACCCCCAGCGACCUGGAGAGUGUGGCCGCGUCUGCGGCGACAGACUCUGUUUUGGGGAGCCUGUCGGACUUUCCGUUGCUAGGCAACGGCUUCCCGCUCCACCCGGGCCUGUUCAUCAUGACGCCGGCCGGAGUGUUCCUGGCCGACGGGACGUUCAUCGGGGGCGGGGCCGGCAUCACCGCCACGGAGCACCACCAGCAGGCCCAGAGUGAGCUGUCGGCCGUCGCCAACGGCAAUGGGAAGAAGAAGCGCAAGCGCUGCGGGAUUUGCGAGCCCUGCAGAAGGAGAGUGAACUGCGAUCAGUGCAGCAGCUGCCGCAACCGCAAGACCGGCCACCAGAUCUGCAAGUUCCGCAAGUGUGAGGAGCUCAAGAAGAAAGCGUCAGGAGGGAUGGAGGUAAUGCUGCCAACUGGGGCGCCGUUCCGAUGGUUCCAGUAGGACUGACCGCCCCAGACCCAAAGAACUGCCAAUCAAACUCCAGGCCAAUGGUGGCGCAAAACUUUGAGGGCCCUGCACACUGGUUGGACAAAACGAAUGAGUAUUCAUGACUGCAAAUGGGGAGGAGUGGAGAGGAGGGACUCUCCUGAACCAAAAAUAAACUUAAAUUCUGAUGGCCUAAAGGCCAUCUAGAACAUUCCUUUUUUCUACGUUCCGUAUUGGAACCAUCGUGAGUUCUCUCCAAAGGUGGAAAAUCAUAUUUGGAGAACCUGGAAUUGUUCACACCCGGAAGAAAAAAAAAGGACAAUCAGUUUUCUUUGAGUUUGGGUUUGUUUGUUGGUUUGUUUGUUUCUGUUUGUGUUUGGUGUUUUUGUUGUCCAGAUGUGGCGAGACGCGUACUUGCAUUAGAGAAUGUAAAUUUAAUGCUCUUUUUCCAAAAAAAAAAAAAAGAAAAGAAAAAAAAGCCGGCUCAUGACUAAUAAGAAACUCUGUUAUACUUUAGCUAUGUUUGUACUGACAGCUUCUUCAUGCUUGGGCUGCCAAUGCUAAAUGGGGCUUCAGUCAGAUUGCACAUCAUUGGGUUGUACCCCACACCAACACACACACACACACACACACACGCCGACAUACACCAACACAUUCCCCCAUGCUCUGACACACAUAUGCAUACAUACACCCAUGAUCCACUUUCACCCCCCCAACACACACACACACACACACACACACACACUAGGGCAGAAGGAUACGCACACUGAGACCGCCUUUUGUUCCUUUAAUGAUCUGAAAUGUGUUCUGGUCCCAGAGUGAGUGUGAGCGUACCCGUAAACAGAAACGAACUUCUAGGAAUUGUGAAAUAGAGACUGAGCAGCCAUGUUGCAUGAGUCAAGUGGAGUUUCUUAUUCUGACUGUGUGUGUGUGUGUGUUUGUGUAUAGAAUGCGUGAGUGUGUCAAUGUGUAUGUGUGGUGUCCGGUGUGUGUCUGUGUGUAUGUGUGUGUCUCUGUGUGUGUGUGUGUGUGUGUGUGUGUGUACGACACAUGUCUUCAUUCCAGUGAAGGUACAGAUGGUAUGUACUAGCUGUUGUGAGAGUGUGUAUUCUGUGUGUCUGUGUGACUUGUGCAUGCAUGUACAGUAUGCAUUUGUUUAUGGGUUGUAUUGGGUGCUUGUGUGUGUGUUGUGUGUGUGUGUGUGUGUGUAUGUUUGGCCUUUAGUGUUUGACUCCAUGUUAAUUAAGGGGCUGCCAUGUGAAUAAUAAACUGGAAUGCAUGUGUCUGAAUCUGAGUGGGGCUGUCAUCCCAAUGCUGUCCUACAAUUUUGGAAUAAAAACAAAAACAGUGUGAACAUUA
Clupea harengus (Atlantic herring) is the source of this 3570-nucleotide messenger RNA. RefSeq names its product CXXC finger protein 5b (gene cxxc5b). The record is from RefSeq and is a predicted model, not a curated record. Gene Ontology annotation, molecular function: zinc ion binding; methyl-CpG binding. Gene Ontology annotation, cellular component: nucleus. NCBI's taxonomy places the organism in Eukaryota, Metazoa, Chordata, Actinopteri, Clupeiformes, Clupeidae.